Yamadazyma jaroonii is the source of this 519-nucleotide messenger RNA. The record is from the annotation of a GenBank genome assembly. NCBI's taxonomy places the organism in Eukaryota, Fungi, Ascomycota, Pichiomycetes, Serinales, Debaryomycetaceae.
AUGAUAUCAAGAAUCGGGAUUAGAAAUUUAAGAACUCAACAAUUAAACAGUUUUAAAACUGUCAGAUUCAACGCUAUUAGAACCAUUUCAACUGUUGAAUCAACUCAAGAAGAUGCUAAUCAAAUCUUAGUCAAUCAACGUAAAAAUAGACCAACCUCCCCUCAUUUGAAUAUCUAUCAACCACAAUUAACUUGGGUUUUAUCAGGUCUUCAUAGAGUUACUGGGGUUGUCAUGGCUUUUGGUUUCUACGGUUUAACUUGUACUUAUGCUGCCACUUCCCUUUUAGGUAUACCUUUAGAUUCUGCCAGUAUAAUUUCAGCUUUCGCUGGUUUACCAUUACUUGCCAAAGUUGGUGUUAAAGCUUCAAUGGCUUUCCCAUUUGUUUUCCAUGGAUUCAACGGUCUCAGACACAUUGUUUGGGAUUUCGGUUCUAAAUUAACUAUCCCAGGAGUUUAUCAAACUGGUUACAUUGUUUUAGGUUUAACUGGUUUAGUUGGUUCUUAUUUAACAUUUUUCUAA